Messenger RNA from Peromyscus leucopus (white-footed mouse), 17031 nucleotides. It is a transcript of the gene Kmt2c, whose product is annotated as lysine methyltransferase 2C. Gene Ontology annotation, molecular function: transcription coactivator activity; histone binding; histone H3K4 methyltransferase activity. Lineage: Eukaryota; Metazoa; Chordata; Mammalia; Rodentia; Cricetidae. Gene Ontology annotation, cellular component: nucleus; MLL3/4 complex. Gene Ontology annotation, biological process: positive regulation of transcription by RNA polymerase II. The record is from RefSeq and is a predicted model, not a curated record. Bases 168 to 15158 code for a protein of 4996 amino acids. The transcript has 61 exons.
CUGCUGCUGCUGCUGCUGCUGCUGCUCCCGGGGCUGCGGGAAAUGCGAGAGGCUGAGCCGGGGAGGAGCAACUCGAGCAGCAGCAGCGGCGGCGGCGGCGGCCGCUGCGGCGGGAGGAGCCCCCCAGGAGGAGGACCGGGAUCCAUGUGUCUUUCCUGGUGACUAGGAUGUCGUCGGAGGAGGACCGGAGCGCGGAGCAGCAGCAGCCGCCGCCAGCACCCCCCGAGGAGCCCGGAGCCCCGGCCCCGAGCCCCGCAGCCGCAGACAAAAGACCUCGGGGCCGGCCUCGCAAAGAUGGCGCUUCCCCUUUCCAGAGAGCCAGAAAGAAGCCUCGAAGUAGAGGAAAAUCUACAGUGGAAGAUGAGGACAGCAUGGAUGGGCUGGAGACGACGGAAACAGAAAACAUUGUGGAAACAGAAAUCAAAGAACAAUCUGUGGAAGAGGAUGCUGAAGCAGAAGUGGAUAGCAGCAAACAGCCAGUCUCAGCUAUUCAGCGGUCUGUGUCUGAGGAAUCUACAAACUCCCUGGUCUCUGUUGGUGUAGAAGCCAAAAUCAGUGAACAACUCUGCGCUUUUUGUUAUUGUGGGGAGAAAAGUUCCUUAGGACAAGGAGACUUGAAACAAUUCAGAGUAACACCUGGACUUAUCUUACCUUGGAAAGAUCAACCUUGUAACAAGGACAUUGAUGACAACAGCGGCGGGACCUGUGAGAAAAUACAGAACUCAGCUCCACAAAAGCAAAGAGGAAAAAGAAAAGAACGAUCUCCCCAGCAGAAUGUAGUUUCUUGUGUAAGUGUAAGCACCCAGACAUCUUUUGAGGAUCAGGCUGGCAAGUUAUGCGAUGAACUCAGUCUGGUUGGCCUUCCUGAUGCCAUUGAUGUCCAAGCCUUAUUUGAUUCCACAGGCACUUGCUGGGCUCAUCAUCGAUGUGUGGAGUGGUCACUGGGAAUAUGCCAAAUGGAAGAACCAUUAUUAGUGAACGUGGACAAAGCUGUUGUCUCAGGGAGCACAGAACGAUGUGCAUUUUGCAAUCACCUUGGAGCCACUAUCAAAUGCUGUGAAGAGAAAUGUACCCAGAUGUACCAUUACCCAUGUGCUGCAGGGGCGGGCACCUUUCAGGACUUCAGUCACUUCUUCCUUCUCUGUCCAGAGCAUAUUGACCAAGCUCCUGAAAGAUCAAAGGAAGAUGCAAACUGUGCAGUGUGUGACAGCCCGGGUGAUCUCUUAGAUCAGUUCUUUUGUACUACUUGUGGUCAGCACUACCAUGGGAUGUGCCUGGAUAUAGCUGUUACUCCAUUAAAACGUGCGGGUUGGCAGUGUCCUGAUUGCAAAGUGUGCCAGAACUGCAAGCAAUCGGGAGAAGAUAGCAAGAUGCUGGUGUGUGAUACAUGUGACAAAGGAUAUCAUACUUUUUGUCUUCAACCUGUUAUGAAAUCAGUACCAACCAAUGGCUGGAAAUGCAAAAAUUGCAGAAUAUGUAUGGAGUGUGGUACACGAUCUAGUGCUCAGUGGCAUCACAACUGUCUGAUAUGUGACACUUGUUAUCAACAACAGGAUAUUUUAUGUCCUUUUUGUGGAAAUCCAGAAUUGCAGAAAGACAUGCUCCACUGUAAUAUGUGUAAAAGAUGGUUUCACUUAGAAUGUGACAAACCAACUGAUCAUGAAUUGGAUUCUCAGUUCAAAGAAGAAUAUAUCUGCAUGUAUUGUAAACACCUAGGAGCUGAGAUAGAUUCCUUACAUCCAGAAAAUGAAUUAGAGAUGCCUGAACUACCUACAGAUUAUUCCAAUGGAAUGGAAAUUGAAGAUGAAGUGGUAUUUCUGGAACCAACAGUUAAUAAAGAUGUCAAUGAUCACCAGCCCACACCUGGAAUUGUUCCUGACGUUCAAGUGUACACUGAAGAGCCCCAGAAAAGUAAUCCACCAGAGAGCCUUGACACAAGUGGUCUCCUCACUGCUGAAUCAUCUGACAAUAAUAGGAAUCCUGAAUUGGCAAAUAAGUUUUCCCCUGAAAUUGAUAGUGAAAAAAUGGAAAGUCUUUCUAAAGGGGUUCACGUUUGUGAGGAAGAUGAAAGUGAAGACAGAAUGGAAGUGACAGAAAGUGUUGAAGUCCUUCCACACCAGACCAUUGUGCCACAAGAAGACCUGCAGAUGUCAGAGGAACCUGAGGUGGUAUCUAAAGCAGACCCAAGCCCUCCACAGUCAUCGCCCGGGUCUGCUGCACCAGAAGCCUUACUGUCUGCUCACAGUGAAAGUUCCUUAUCUUGUAAGGAACUGUUGGUGAUAGAGAGAGUACAAGAUGAAAUGGAGCAGAAGGAAAAUUCUGGACUCCCCUCAGGGUGUGUGGAUUUUGAAAUGACUCUUGCUCUUGACAGUUGUGUCAAAGAUAGUUCAUGCCAAGGAGACAAAUCUGUACAGUUACCAGCUGAGGAGGACACAUCAUUCUCAUCAGCAACUGACCUGAGCAAGGCAGAUGCGUCUUCCUCCUCAACGCUUUGUUUAGACUUGCCUUCAUGCGACAUGCUGCACGGUUACCCUUCAACGCUCAACUCUGCUGCUGGAAACAUCAUGCCAACAACAUACAUCUCAGUCACUCCAAAAAUUGGCAUGGGUAAACCAGCUAUUACCAAAAGAAAAUUUUCUCCUGGAAGACCCCGCUCUAAGCAGGGGGCUUGGAGUAACCAUAAUACAGUGAGCCCACCUUCCUGGUCCCCAGACAUUUCAGAAGGCCGGGAAAUUUUUAAACCCAGGCAGCUUACUGGCAGUGCCAUUUGGAGCAUCAAAGUGGGCCGAGGGUCUGGAUUCCCAGGAAAGCGGAGACCUCGUGGUGCAGGGCUGUCAGGACGAGGUGGCAGAGGCAGGUCUAAACUAAAGAGUGGAAUUGGAGCUGUUGUAUUACCUGGGGUAUCUGCUGCAGAUAUUUCAUCAAAUAAAGAUGAAGAAGAAAAUUCUAUGCACAAUACGGUUGUGUUGUUUUCUAGUAGUGACAAGUUCACUUUGCAUCAGGAUAUGUGUGUGGUUUGUGGCAGUUUCGGCCAAGGAGCAGAAGGAAGAUUACUUGCCUGUUCACAGUGUGGUCAGUGUUACCAUCCAUAUUGUGUCAGUAUUAAGAUCAGUAAAGUGGUUCUUAGCAAAGGUUGGAGAUGUCUUGAGUGCACAGUGUGUGAGGCCUGUGGGAAGGCGACUGACCCAGGAAGACUCUUGCUGUGUGAUGACUGUGACAUAAGCUAUCAUACCUACUGCCUAGACCCUCCAUUGCAGACAGUUCCCAAAGGAGGCUGGAAAUGCAAAUGGUGUGUUUGGUGCAGACACUGUGGAGCAACAUCUGCAGGUCUGAGAUGUGAGUGGCAAAACAAUUACACACAGUGUGCUCCUUGUGCCAGCUUGUCUUCCUGCCCCGUCUGCUGUCGAAAUUACAGAGAAGAAGACCUCAUUCUGCAGUGUAGACAAUGCGAUAGGUGGAUGCAUGCAGUUUGUCAAAACUUAAAUACUGAGGAGGAAGUGGAAAAUGUAGCAGACAUUGGUUUUGAUUGUAGCAUGUGCAGACCCUAUAUGCCUGCAUCAAAUGUGCCUUCCUCAGACUGCUGUGACUCUUCACUUGUGGCACAAAUUGUCACAAAAGUAAAAGAGCUAGAUCCACCUAAGACCUAUACCCAGGAUGGUGUAUGUUUGACUGAAUCAGGGAUGACUCAGUUGCAGAGCCUCACAGUUACAGUUCCAAGAAGAAAACGGACAAAACCAAAAUUGAAAUUAAAGAUUAUAAAUCAGAAUAGUGUGGCUGUCCUUCAGACCCCUCCAGACAUCCAGUCAGAGCAUUCAAGAGAUGGUGAAAUGGAUGAUAGUCGCGAAGGAGAACUUAUGGACUGUGAUGGAAAAUCAGAAUCUAGUCCUGAGCGGGAAGCUGUGGAUGAUGAAACUAAGGGAGCAGAAGGAACAGAUGGCAUAAAAAAGAGGAAAAGAAAACCAUACAGACCAGGUAUUGGUGGAUUUAUGGUACGACAAAGAAGUCGAACAGGACAAGGAAAAGCCAAAAGAUCGGUGAUCAGAAAAGAUUCUUCAGGUUCUAUAUCUGAGCAGUUAUCUAGCAGAGAUGAUGGCUGGAGUGAGCAGUUACCAGAUACUCUAGUUGAUGAGCCUGUUUCUGUUGCUGAAAGCACUGAAAAAAUAAAGAAGAGAUACCGAAAAAGGAAAAAUAAGCUCGAAGAAACCUUUCCUGCUUAUUUACAAGAAGCAUUUUUUGGAAAAGAUCUUCUAGAUACCAGCAGACAAAACAAGCUGAGUUUAGAUAAUCUAUCAGAAGAUGCAUCUCAGCUUUCAUAUAAAACAAGUUUCUUGGAUCCUUGCUCAGAUCCGCUACUGAGUUCAUCUUCUGCUUCAGCAAAACCUGGAACUCAGGGUACUGCUGAUGACCCAUUAGCUGAUAUUUCUGAAGUCUUAAACACAGAUGAUGACAUUCUUGGAAUAAUCUCAGAUGAUCUUGCAAAAUCAGUUGAUCAUUCAGGUCUUGAUUUAUGCACUUUCCAGGUUGGGAGCUCACCCUUCCCUUUUGAUAUUGGCCCCAUCGCUGAUGAUGCUUCCUCUUUGCCUCAGCCAAGUGUCAGUCAGAGUUCACGACCAUUAAGUGAAGAGCAGCUAGAUGGGAUCCUCAGUCCUGAGCUAGACAAAAUGGUCACAGAUGGUAAAAUAUUUGCCCUACAUCUAGGCUUUCUAAAAGACAUGAGAGCAAUUCUUGGAAAGUUAUAUAAAAUUCCAGAGCUUGGAGGAAAGGAUGUUGAAGACUUGUUUACUGCUGUACUUAGUCCUGCUACCACUCAGCCAGCUCCAUUACCACAACCUCCCCAUCCACCACAGCUAUUGCCAAUGCACAAUCAGGAUGUUUUUUCCCGGAUGCCACUCAUGAAUGGCCUUAUUGGACCCAGUCCUCAUCUUCCACAUAAUUCUUUGCCUCCUGGAAGUGGAUUGGGGACAUUCCCUGCUAUAGCACAAUCCCCUUAUUCUGAUGUCAGGGAUAAAAGUCCAGCAUUUAAUGCAAUUGCAAGUGAUCCUAACAGUUCCUGGGUGCCAGCUCCCUCUAUGGAAGGAGAAAAUGACACCAUGUCAAAUGCCCAGAGAAGCACACUGAAGUGGGAGAAGGAGGAGGCUCUGGGUGAGAUGGCAACAGUAGCACCAGUUCUCUACACAAAUAUUAAUUUCCCUCAUUUAAAGGAAGAAUUCCCAGAUUGGACUACUCGAGUGAAACAAAUUGCCAAGUUGUGGAGAAAAGCCAGCUCUCAGGAAAGAGCACCAUAUGUGCAAAAAGCCAGAGAUAACAGAGCUGCUUUACGCAUUAAUAAAGUUCAGAUGUCAAACGAUUCUAUGAAAAGGCAACAACAGCAAGACAGCAUUGAUCCCAGCUCCCGCAUCGAUUCGGAUCUUUUUAAAGACCCUUUAAAGCAGAGAGAAUCGGAGCAUGAACAGGAAUGGAAAUUUAGACAGCAAAUGCGUCAGAAAAGUAAGCAACAAGCUAAAAUUGAAGCCACACAGAAGCUGGAACAGGUGAAGAAUGAACAGCAGCAGCAGCAGCAGCAGCAGCAGCAGCAGCAGCAACAACAGCAACAGCAGCAACAGCAGCAGCAGCAACUCAGUUCUCAGCACCUUCUAGUACCUUCUGGUUCAGAUACUCCAAGUAGUGGAGCACAAAGUCCCUUGACACCUCAGCCUGGCAAUGGAAAUGCAUCUCCUGCACAGACAUUCCAAAAAGACCUAUUCUCCAAACACUUACCCAGUGCCCCUGCUUCCACACCUUCAGAUGAUGUGUUUGUCAAGCCACAACCUCCACCCCCUCCUUCAACACCAUCCCGGAUACCCAUUCAGGAAUGUCUUUCUCAGUCCCAGAGUUCUCAGCCACCUUCUCCACAGAUGUUCUCACCUGGAUCAUCUCACUCCAGACCACCAUCUCCAGUGGAUCCUUACGCAAAAAUGGUUGGUACUCCUAGACCACCUCCUGGGGGCCAUAGUUUUCCCAGAAGAAGUUCUGUUACACCAGUGGAAAACUGUGUGCCUCUAUCUUCAGUACCGAGGUCUAUUCAGAUGAAUGAAACAUCAGCCACUAGGCCAUCCCCAGCCAGAGAUUUAUGUGCUUCCGCCAUGACAAACAGUGACCCUUAUGCAAAGCCUCCAGAUACACCUAGGCCCAUGAUGACAGAUCAGUUUCCCAAACCUUUUAGCCUUCCUCGAUCCCCUGUGGUUUCCGAACAAACUACAAAAGGUCCUCUAGCAGCUGGCACCAUGGAUCACUUUACUAAACCAUCUCCUAGAGCAGAUGCCUUUCAAAGACAACGGCUACCUGACCCAUAUGCACGACCUUUGCUGACACCUACCCCACUGGAUAAUGGGCCUUUUAAGACCCCACUGCACCCUCCUCCAUCUCAGGAUCCAUAUGGAUCUGUGUCACAGGCAUCAAGACGACUCUCUAUUGACCCUUAUGAAAGGCCUGCCUUGACACCGAGGCCUGUAGAUAGUUUUUCUCAUAAUCAGUCAAAUGAUCCAUAUAGCCAGCCUCCCCUAACUCCACACCCAGCAAUGAGUGACUCUUUUACUCAUUCUUCAAGGGCUUUUUCUCAGCCUGGAACCAUAUCAAGGUCAACAUCUCAGGACCCAUAUUCACAAGCCCCAGGAACUCCCCGCCCUGGUAUCGAUUCUUAUUCCCAAACCUCAGGAACUGCUCGAUCCAAUCCAGACCCUUAUUCUCAACCUCCUGGUACUCCCCGGCCUAACACUAUUGAUCCAUAUAGUCAGCAGCCACCAACUCCCAGGCCUUCUCCACAGACAGACAUGUUUGUUACAUCUGUGGUAAAUCAGAGACACUCUGAUCCAUAUGCUCAUCAUCUCGGAACGCCAAGACCUGGGAUUUCUGUUUCCUAUUCUCAGCCACCAGCAACACCAAGGCCAAGGACUUCAGACGGUUUUAAUAGGUCCUCCAGUGCAAGACCAGCUCUCAUGCCAAACCAGGAUCCUUUUUUGCAAGCAGCACAAAACCGAGUACCAGGUUUACCUGGCCCUUUGAUAAGGCCACCUGAUAUGUGCUCCCAGACACCCAGGCUACCUGGGCCUGGCCUUACAGACACAUUCAACCGUGCUUCCCCAUCUGCUGCUCGUGAUCCCUAUGAGCAGCCUCCAAUGACUCCCAGGCCUCAGUCUGACUCUUUUGGAACUAGUCAAGUUGUCCAUGACCUUGUUGACCGUCCAGGUCCUGGGUCAGAAGGAAACUUCAGCACAUCUUCAAACCUUCCCAUAAGCUCCCAAGGACAGCAGUUCUCCAGUGUCUCCCAGCUUCCUGGGCCCGUGGCAACUUCGGGAGGAACUGAUACACAGAACACUGUGAACAUGUCUCAAGCUGACACAGAGAAACUGAGACAGCGGCAAAAGCUGCGUGAAAUCAUUCUUCAGCAACAACAGCAGAAGAAGAUUGCUAGUCGCCAGGAGAAGGGGCCUCAGGAUACACCUCACCCAAUGCCCCUUCCACACUGGCAGCCAGAGAGCAUCAACCAGGCUUUCACUCGACCUCCACCUCCCUAUCCUGGGAAUAUUCGAUCACCUGUUAUCCCUCAACUAGGACCUAGAUAUGCAGUUUUCCCCAAAGAUCAGCGGGGACCCUAUCCCCCAGAGGUUGCUGGUAUGGGGAUAAGACCUCAUGGAUUUAGAUUUGGAUUUCCAGGAGCUAGCCAUGGUCCCAUACCAAGCCAAGAUCGCUUCCAUGUGCCUCCUCAGCAAAUACAGGGAUCUGGAAUUCCUCCACACAUAAGAAGAUCAAUGUCUAUGGAAAUGCCUAGACCUUCAAAUAACCCACCAAUAAAUAAUCCAGUUGGGCUUCCUCAGCAUUUUUCACCACAGGGUCUGCCAGUUCAGCAGCAUAACAUACUAGGCCAAGCAUUUAUUGAAUUGAGGCAUAGAGCUCCUGAAGGAAGGUCACGGUUGCCAUUCGCUCCUUCUCCUGGCAGUGUUAUAGAGUCACCAUCUCAUCCCAGACAUGGAAAUUUCAUUCCCCGACCUGAUUUUCCAGGCCCUAGACACACAGACCCUGUGAGACAACCUCCCCAGUGUCUACCUAACCAGCUACCUGUGCAUCCAAAUUUAGAGCACGUCCCACCAUCUCAGCAAGAGCAAGAUCAUGCUGCCCACCAAUCUUCUGUUGUCAUGAGGCCUCUAAGUCAUCCCUUAGGUGGUGAAUUUUCUGAGGCUCCUUUGUCUACAUCUACUCCAGCUGAAACAGUACCUGAUAACUUACAAGUAACGAGUCAGUCUUCUGAUGGUCUAGAGGAAAAGCUAGACUCUGAUGACCCUUCUGUGAAAGAACUGGAUGUGAAAGACCUUGAGGGAGUUGAAGUCAAAGACUUGGAUGAUGAAGAUCUAGAAAAUUUAAAUUUAGACACAGAGGAUGGCAAGGGCGAUGACUUGGACACUUUAGGUAAUUUGGAAACAAAUGAUCCUAACCUGGAUGACCUCCUAAGGUCAGGGGAAUUUGAUAUCAUUGCAUACACAGAUCCGGAACUUGACUUAGGGGAUAAAAAAAGCAUGUUCAAUGAGGAAUUAGAUCUUAAUGUUCCAAUUGAUGAUAAGCUAGAAAAUCAAUGUUUAUCGGUUGAACCAAAAAAAAGGGAUCAAGAAGACAAAACUAUGGUUCUCAAUGAUAACGAUUUGUCACAGAAAAAAUCCACUCGUACCAGUGAGAUAAAGACAGAAGCCCUAUCUCCACACCCUAAAGAAGAAACACUGAGUGAAAUUAAGAAAAGUGGUGACAGUAAAGGUGAUACUGAUGCUCUGUGCUCACAAGCUUCUGCUCAUACAGACCCGAGUGACAGGGAAAAGACUUCUUUGCUGCCUACUGAUCCAGAUAUGCUUGAGAAAAGAAACAAUCGAGAAAAUGCUGGCUCUGGUGUCAGUACCAUUCAAGGCUCUACUCCUCUGCCUGCUCAGGAUGUGAUGAACUCUUGUGAUAUAACCGGAACAACUCCAGUCCUUUCAAGUUUACUUUCUAAUGAGAAAUGUGAUAAUUCAGACAUUAGGCCUUUGGGGUCUUCCCCACCAAAUAUGCCCAUUUCACCAUCCACUCAUGGGUCAAGUUUGCCUCCUACAUUAAUAGCACCACCUGGCCCUCUUUUGGAUAAUGCCAUGAAUUCUAAUGUAACAGUGGUCCCUAGGGUAAACCAUGUUUUUUCUCAGGGUGUGCCAGUAAAUCCAGGAUUCAUUCAAGGUCAGUCAUCAGUGAACCAUAAUUUAGGGACAGGAAAACCUACAAAUCAAACUGUGCCUCUCACAGAUCAGUCCAGCACCAGUGGCAUGUCUGGACCGCAACAGCUAAUGAUUCCUCAAACAUUAGCCCAGCAGAACAGAGAGAGGCCGCUCCUUCUAGAGGAACAGCCUUUGCUUCUACAAGAUCUUUUGGAUCAAGAGAGGCAGGAACAGCAGCAGCAAAGACAAAUGCAAGCCAUGAUUCGUCAGCGGUCAGAACCAUUCUUCCCUAACAUUGAUUUUGAUGCAAUUACAGAUCCUAUCAUGAAAGCGAAAAUGGUGGCUCUUAAAGGCAUAAAUAAAGUGAUGGCGCAGAACAGUCUGGGCAUGCCACCAAUGGUGAUGAGCAGAUUCCCUUUCAUAGGCCCAUCAGUGACUGGAACGCAAAACAGUGAAGGCCAGAACCUGGUGCCUCAUGCUGUAACUCAGGAUGGCAGUAUAACACAUCAGAUUUCUAGGCCUAAUCCUCCAAAUUUUGGUCCAGGCUUUGUCAAUGAUUCUCAACGUAAGCAGUAUGAAGAAUGGCUGCAGGAGACUCAGCAGCUUCUUCAGAUGCAACAGAAGUAUCUUGAAGAACAAAUUGGUGCACACAGAAAAUCAAAGAAAGCCCUUUCAGCCAAACAGCGCACAGCCAAGAAGGCAGGUCGAGAGUUCCCAGAGGAGGAUGCAGAGCAGCUCAAACAUGUUACAGAGCAGCAGAGUAUGGUUCAAAAACAGCUCGAGCAGAUUCGUAAACAACAGAAAGAACAUGCUGAAUUGAUUGAAGAUUAUCGGAUCAAACAGCAGCAGCAGCAGCAGCAGCAGCAACAGUGUGCCCUAGCCCCUCCUAUCCUCAUGCCAGGGGUUCAGCCCCAGCCACCUCUUGUUUCAGCUGCCCCUCCACCCACCAUGAGCCAACCCAGCUUCCCCAUGGUGCCGCAGCAGCUUCAGCAUCAGCAGCACACAGCAGUCAUCUCUGGCCAUACCAGCCCUGCCAGAAUGCCCAGUUUACCUGGAUGGCAACCUAACAGUGCUCCUGCUCACCUGCCCCUUAACCCUCCUAGGAUUCAGCCCCCAAUUACCCAACUAUCUUUAAAAACUUGUACUCCAGCCCCAGGGGCAGUGUCAAGUGCAAAUCCACAGAGUGGACCACCACCUCGAGUGGAAUUUGAGGACAACAACCCUUUUAGUGAAAGUUUCCAAGAGCGGGAGCGGAAGGAACGCUUACGAGAGCAGCAGGAAAGGCAGCGAGUUCAACUGAUGCAAGAAGUAGACAGGCAGAAAGCUCUGAAGCAGAGGGUGGAAAUGGAGCAGCAUGGUCUGGUGGGUGCUGAGCCAGUCAACAGGACACCUGUGUCCCAGAUGCCAUUCUAUGGUUCUGAUAGACCCUGUGACUUUUUGCAACCCUCAAGACCCCUGCAGCAGUCUCCACAGCAUCAGCAGCAAAUGGGACCAGUUUUACAGCAGCAGAAUGUUCAACAAGGUUCUAUUAGUUCACCCCCAAACCAGACUUUCAUGCAAACCAAUGAGCGAAGGCAAGUAGGACCUCCCUCCUUUGUUCCAGAUUCACCAUCUGCUCCUGGUGGGAGCCCAAACUUUCCUUCUGUUAAGCAAGGGCAUGGAAGUCUUUCUGGGUCCAGCUUUCAACAUUCUCCAUUGAGGCCUCCAUUCCCACCAGUUUUAUCAAGAACACCUCCAGUAGCUAAUAGCAAUCUCCCAUGUGGCCAAGACCCUGCUGUAACCCAUGGCCAAAAUUAUUCAGGAUCAAGCCAGUCUCUUAUUCAGUUGUAUUCUGACAUAAUCCCAGAAGAAAAAGGGAAAAAGAAAAGAACAAGAAAAAAGAAAAAAGAUGAUGAUGCAGAAUCCACCAAAGCACCGUCAACCCCCCACUCAGAUUCAACUGCUCCACUCACCCCAGGCCUCUCAGAAACUACCUCCACUCCCACAGUGAGUACACCCAGUGAGCUUCCUCAGCAAAGAGAACAAGAGGCGGUGGAGCCACUUGGCCCACUCACUCCCAGUAUGGCAACAGGCCAGCCCUGUACAGAGUCAGACCACAAACUUCCCAGUAGUGAGUUCAUAAAAAGAACUCCACAUCAACAGACACAUGUUAAUGCAGAGGCAGACAAGCCUUCCAUGGAACCCCCCAGCACAACUGAAGAGAUAAAGCUGGAAAAGGCUGAGACAGAGCCAUGCCCUCAUCAGGAGGAGGCCCAUGUGGAAGAGAGAACGGAUAGUAGUAAGCUUGAAGACACGAAGGCUGGUCCUGUCUCCUCGGGACAGUGUCCUUCCCAUUCUUCCGGAGCCCCUGUUACCAAAGGAGAUACAGGAAAUGAACUGCUGAAACACUUGUUAAAAAAUAAAAAGGCCUCGUCCCUUCUAACCCCGAAACCUGAGGGCACUUUCUCCUCAGAUGACAGCCCCUCAAAGGACAGUAAACUGACCGAGAAGCAGAACCCAGCAGAAGGGUUGCAAACUUUGGGGGCUCAAAUGCAAGGUGGUUUUGGAGGUGGCAACAGCCAGUUGCCAAAAACAGAUGGAGGAAGUGAAACCAAGAAACAGCGAAGCAAACGCACUCAGAGGACGGGGGAGAAAGCAGCACCUCGCUCAAAGAAAAGGAAGAAGGAUGAAGAGGAAAAGCAGGCUGUGUAUUCCCGCUCUGACUCCUUCACCCACUUGAAACAGCAGCUCUCUCUGCUCCCUCUAAUGGAACCGAUCAUUGGAGUGAACUUUGCGCACUUUCUUCCUUAUGGCAGUGGCCAAUUUAAUAGUGGGACUCGACUUCUAGGAACUUUUGGCAGUGCCGCCCUUGAAGGGGUCUCAGACUACUAUUCUCAGUUGAUCUACAAGCAGAAUAAUUUAAGUAAUCCUCCAACACCCCCUGCCUCUCUUCCUCCUACACCACCUCCUAUGGCUUGCCAGAAGAUGGCAAAUGGUUUUGCAACAACUGAAGAACUUGCUGGAAAAGCUGGCGUGUUGGUGAGCCAUGAAGUUGCCAGAACUUUCGGACCGAAGCCAUUUCAGCUGCCUUUCAGACCUCAGGAUGACUUGCUGGCUCGAGCUAUUGCUCAAGGCCCGAAGACUGUGGAUGUUCCUGCCUCACUUCCAACACCACCUCAUAAUAAUCAUGAGGAAUUAAGGAUACAGGAUCACUAUGGUGACCGGGAUACUCCUGACAGUUUUGUUCCCUCAUCUUCUCCUGAGAGUGUGGUUGGUGUAGAGGUGAACAGGUACCCAGAUCUGUCACUGGUGAAAGAAGAGCCUCCAGAACCGGUGCCAUCCCCCAUCAUUCCAAUUCUUCCCAGCAUUUCUGGGAAAAGUUCAGAAUCAAGAAGAAAUGACAUCAAAACUGAGCCAGGCACUUUAUUUUUUACCUCACCUUUUGGUUCAUCCCCAAAUGGUCCCAGAUCGGGUCUUAUAUCUGUAGCAAUCACCCUGCAUCCUACAGCUGCUGAGAACAUUAGCAGUGUUGUGGCUGCGUUUUCCGACCUUCUUCACGUGCGAAUUCCUAAUAGCUAUGAGGUUAGUAAUGCUCCAGAUGUUCCAUCCAUGGGUUUGGUCAGUAGCCACAGAGUAAACCCAGGUUUGGAGUAUCGACAGCAUUUGCUUCUUCGUGGGCCUCCACCAGGAUCUGCAAAUCCUCCCAGAUUAGCAAGCUCUUACCGGCUGAAGCAGCCUAAUGUACCAUUUCCUCCAACAAGCAAUGGUCUUUCUGGCUAUAAAGAUUCCAGUCAUGGUAUAGCAGAAAGUGCCUCACUCCGACCACAGUGGUGCUGUCACUGCAAAGUGGUUAUUCUUGGAAGUGGUGUGCGGAAGUCAUUCAAAGAUCUGACCUUUGUGAACAAGGGUUCCCGAGAGAACACCAAAAGGAUGGAAAAGGAUAUUGUCUUUUGUAGUAAUAACUGCUUUAUUCUUUAUUCAUCAACUGCACAAGCAAAAAACCCAGAAAACAAGGAAUCCCUUCCUCCACUGCCACAGUCCCCUAUGAAGGAGCCUUCCAAAGCAUUUCACCAGUACAGCAACAACAUCUCCACUUUGGAUGUACACUGUCUCCCUCAGUUCCAGGAAAAAGUUUCCCCUCCUCCGUCACCUCCUAUAACCUUCCCUCCAGCCUUUGAAGCAGCCAAAGUAGAGUCCAAGCCUGAUGAGCUCAAGGUGACAGUCAAGUUAAAGCCUCGCCUGAGGACUGUUCAUGGUGGGCUUGAAGACUGUAGACCACUCAAUAAAAAGUGGAGAGGAAUGAAGUGGAAGAAGUGGAGUAUUCAUAUUGUCAUUCCCAAGGGGACCUUUAAACCACCUUGUGAGGAUGAAAUCGAUGAGUUUCUAAGGAAAUUGGGCACUUCUCUUAAACCUGACCCUGUGCCCAAAGACUAUCGAAAGUGUUGCUUUUGUCACGAAGAAGGUGAUGGGCUAACAGAUGGACCAGCAAGACUGCUCAACCUUGACUUGGACCUGUGGGUCCACUUGAAUUGUGCUCUGUGGUCCACAGAGGUCUAUGAGACACAGGCUGGUGCCUUAAUAAAUGUCGAGCUAGCACUGAGGAGAGGGCUACAAAUGAAAUGUGUCUUCUGUCAUAAGACAGGCGCCACCAGUGGAUGUCACAGAUUUCGAUGCACCAACAUUUAUCAUUUUACUUGCGCCAUUAAAGCACAAUGCAUGUUUUUUAAGGACAAAACAAUGCUUUGCCCCAUGCACAAACCAAAGGGAAUCCACGAGCAAGAGUUAAGUUACUUUGCAGUCUUCAGGAGGGUCUAUGUGCAACGCGAUGAGGUGCGGCAGAUUGCUAGCAUCGUUCAGCGAGGAGAACGGGACCAUACCUUUCGUGUUGGCAGUCUCAUCUUCCACACCAUUGGUCAGCUGCUUCCACAACAGAUGCAAGCAUUCCACUCUCCUAAAGCACUCUUUCCAGUGGGCUAUGAAGCCAGCCGGUUAUAUUGGAGUACGCGCUAUGCCAACAGACGCUGCCGCUACCUGUGCUCCAUUGAGGAGAAAGAUGGACGGCCAGUGUUUGUCAUCAGGAUUGUAGAGCAAGGCCAUGAGGACCUGGUCUUAAGUGAUUCAUCACCUAAAGAUGUUUGGGAUAAAAUUUUGGAGCCUGUGGCAUGUGUGAGGAAGAACUCUGAAAUGCUGCAGCUUUUCCCUGCAUACCUGAGAGGAGAGGACUUGUUUGGCUUGACUGUCUCCGCAGUGGCACGGAUAGCAGAAUCUCUACCUGGGGUUGAAGCAUGUGAAAACUACACCUUCCGAUAUGGCCGAAAUCCUCUCAUGGAGCUACCCCUUGCCGUUAACCCCACAGGUUGUGCUCGUUCUGAACCCAAAAUGAGCGCCCAUGUCAAGAGGUUUGUGUUAAGGCCUCACACCUUGAAUAGCACCAGCACCUCCAAGUCCUUUCAGAGCACAGUCACUGGCGAGCUGAAUGCACCCUACAGUAAACAGUUCGUCCACUCCAAGUCAUCCCAGUACCGGAGAAUGAAGACUGAAUGGAAAUCUAAUGUGUAUCUGGCCCGGUCUCGGAUCCAGGGAUUGGGCCUGUAUGCUGCUAGAGACAUUGAAAAACACACCAUGGUCAUUGAGUACAUUGGAACAAUUAUUCGAAAUGAAGUUGCAAACAGGAAAGAGAAGCUUUAUGAGUCCCAGAACCGAGGCGUGUACAUGUUCCGCAUGGACAAUGACCACGUGAUCGAUGCCACACUCACAGGAGGGCCUGCAAGGUAUAUUAACCAUUCGUGUGCCCCUAACUGUGUGGCUGAAGUAGUGACCUUUGAGAGAGGACACAAGAUUAUUAUCAGCUCCAACAGGAGAAUCCAGAAAGGAGAAGAGCUCUGCUAUGAUUAUAAGUUUGACUUUGAAGAUGACCAGCACAAGAUUCCAUGUCACUGUGGAGCGGUGAAUUGCCGGAAGUGGAUGAACUGAAUGCAUUCCUUGCUAUCUCAGCGGGCGGCUCGUCCCUAGGAAGAGGCGACUCAACACUUCAUUGGAUUUUACAGACAGAAAGAUAUUUUUGUUUUCUGACUUUUUGAAAAACAGCUUCUGGAAGCUCUGGUUCCUCGGCCUUUGUCUGAAGGAAGCACAGCACAGAGGAAGCCAGCCAAGGCUGCCUUGCUGUGCACUGAGGUCAGCAGAGUCACAGAAUGGUCCAGCACUUUUUUUUUCCUUUUUCUUUUCUUUCCCUCCUUUUGUUUCCUUGUGGGUGGGUUUUGUUUUGUUUUGUUUUGUUAGUCUCACUAAGGAGAAACUUUUACUGGGGCAAAGAGCCGGCGGCUGCCCUGCCCCAGGGUGGGGGCCUUCCUAUGAAUGUAAGACUGAAAUCACCAGCGAAGGGGGCUGUCCAGAGUGCUGGCCACGCCUUACUGACAGGGGCAGGCCCUGAGUUUAACUAAGUGGACACCACUGAUCAAGGAAUGUACUGAGAUGACUUCCUUAGGGAUAGAGCUAAGGGAUAAUAACUUGCACUAAAUACAUUUGAAUACUUGAUUCCAUGAGUCAGUUUAUUGUAGUUUUUGAUUUCUGUAAAAUAAGAGAAACUUUUUGUAUUUAUUGAAUAAGUGAAUGAAGCUAUUUUUAAAUAAAAGUUAGAAGAAAGCCAAGCUGCUGCUGUUACCUGCAGAACUAACAAACCCUGUUACUUUGUACAAAUAUGUAAAUAUUUUGAGAAAAACAGUAUAAAAAUAGUUAUUGACCAAAUGCUACCAGGCGCUGCAGCAGCUCGGGUGCUUAUAACCGUGGUAGGGAUGUUACAAUAUAAUUUUGUGUUAUUAAAUAUGCCAUUAUAAUUAUGUAAUAACCAAAAUUCUGCCCUGGUGUGUCUGGGCUUUUUGGAAACUGUCUCUUAGUGCUUGUUUUCUACACCUAACUUCUGACAGAGCAGCGCGUGUGCUACAACUACAACUUUUAUAGCUGUUGGUGAUUUAAACUAAUGUUUCAUAUUAUAUUGUUGCAUCCCUACUUCUUCAGUCAGGUUUUUUUGUGCUUACAAUUUGUGAUAACUGUGAAUAACGGCUUAAACACACACCCAAAUGGAGGCUGAAUUUUUUUCUUCAGCAAAAGUAGUUUUGAUUAGAACUUUGUUUCCGACCACACAGAAUUAUGUAAACAUAAUAGAGUCAUGUAGCAGGGACCUAACCCAACUCCUUAGCCUUCUAUUUAACAUAAAAAUUUGAAAAAGAAAAAAAAGAGAGCGAGAGUGAGUGAGAGAUGUGAUUAUGCUCCCAGCUGCAGGACUCCGGCAAUAGGGUUUUUCGAAGAUGUAAUUUUAAAAAUGUGUUUGUAUGAACUGUUUGUUUACAUUUCUUUAAUAAAAAAACACACUGUUUUGUGUUUGCUUGUAGAAAUUUAAUCAGCAUUUGAACCAGGUUAGCUUUUUAUUUUGUACUUAAAAAUUCUGGUACUGACACUUCACAGGCUAAGUAUAAAAUGAAGUUUUGUGUGCACAAUUUGAGUGGACUGUGAGCUGGGCGUACAUUCAGUGACGCGGCUCUCAGCUUGUAAUGUAUAUGGCAUGAUGUAUUUUUAUCUUACAGAAUAAAUCAAUUGUAUAUAUUUUUCUCUUGAUAAAUAGCUGUAUGAAAUUUGUUUCUUGAAUAUUUUUCUUCUCUUGUACAAUAUUCUGACAUCCUACCAGUAUUUGUCCUACCGGGUUUUUGUUGUUUUCUGUUCUGUAUAAUAGUAUCUAAUGUUGGCAAAAAUUGAAUUUUUUGAAGUAUACAGAGUGUUAUGGGUUUUGGAAUUUGUGGACACAGAUUUAGAAGAUCACCAUUUACAAAUAAAAUAUUUUACAUCUAUAGAA